AUGAACAUACACGAAAUAGAUGAAAAAAUUAUUACUCAUGGUAAUUUCAUGAGGCAAGCCUUUUAUUCAAGUAACAUAAAAAUAAAGACUCAUGAUAUCGUACAAGCCAUUGAAGAGGAAGAAGAGAAAGAAAAAGAAAAGAAGAAAAAGAAAAAAACUGAUAAUAAAGAUUUAUUACGACUAAGUGAAAAUAUAAUUUCUAAAAUAAAAAGUGAUGGUAGUGAUAUAAUAAAAAAAGAAGGUUCCAUAUUAGACGUCAAUUCACGUAAUGUUUGUUAUGCUUUAAAAAAUGGGAAAUUUCGUUUAAUAAAUCAGAAUGGUAUAAAUACUACAAGAGUAAAAUUAUUAUAUGAUAAUGAAGUUUUAUAUGUUUGUUUUAAUAAAGAAAAUGGGAAUUAUUUAUUAUUAUUAGAUAAUAAAGGACAUUUAUAUAUUUAUAAAAUUAAUGAAUAUAAAUUAGAUUUAAUCUUAUGCUUAAAUUUCCCUCCUUAUGAAAAAAAAAAUCAAAAUUAUAAUAUUUUAAAAGAUAUAAAAAAUGUUUUAAAAAGUGGAAUUCCAAAAAAAGCUAGCUGGCUACCUAAAAGUGAUAAGUAUUUCCUGACUGGUCAUAAUAAUUGUAUAUAUAUAUGGAACUUAUCUUUAUUAACAAAUACAAUAAUUAUGAAUAAAUUAAAAGAUCAAAUUGAUGUUACUGAUAAGUUAAUAUCAUUAUGUGCUAUUACUUUGUCAUUUGAACAAGUGAUGUAUAAAUAUAAUUAUAUAUUUAAUGAAGAAAAAAAUGAAGUGGAUGGGAAAAAUAACGUGGAAGGAAAAAAUGAAGUGGAUGGAAAAAAUAACGUGGAAGGAAAAAAUAACGUGGAAGGAAAAAAUAACGUGGAAGGAAAAAAUAACGUGGAGGAAAAAUUAAAUAUGGAAGAAGAACAAUUUUGUAAAAGAAGAAUAUUUUUGAAUACAUACAAUUUAAGUUUAAAUGGGAAAUAUUUAUGUGCAUUAAUUAACAAUUAUUAUAUGUUAAUAUGGUGUGUUCAUAGAAAUAAUCAUUUUUUAAAAUUGACGUUGGUUGGUUUAAACAAUUUAAGUGUAGAAUUACAAAAGGUACAUAAAGAAGUGUAUGUAGGAAGUGAAAUAACAGAAGGAAAAAAAGAGGAAGGUGAUAAUAUAAAUGUUAAGGAUAAUAACAAAAAAGAUAAUAUUUUAGAAUAUAAUAAUAAAAAUAAUGAACAUAAUAAUGAGAAUUUAAAAAAUGAUAACUUAUAUAUAAAUUCUGUCCAUAUAAUAAACAAUUUUUUUUCACCUAAUGAAAAUAAUAAUAAUCAAUCAUCGUAUUAUUUAUUAGUAUUCCAUAAAAGUUGUUGUAUAUCUGUUUUUAAUUUUAAAUAUUAUGUGGAUGAAUUUUGUGAUAAUUUAUCAGAAUGCAUUGAUAUAUUGAAUAUAAAUAGUAUACAGAAUAUAUAUGUAGAGAAAAUGGGUCAUAUUGAAAAUAUUGAAUUAUUCGUAGAUCCAUCAGAAUUUUUUGUAUUUUUUAAUAUUUCAUAUAAACUCAUUACUAAUGAGAGAAAAAAAAAAAUAGAAGUUAAUAAAAGUCUUCUGUUUGUUUUAGAAAUAUUCAAUAAGAAAAGGUUAGAUUUUAAAAUACAUCCCAAAUUUUUUCAUAUCCCGAAUAAAUCAAUACUUCCCUUGUGUUCUAUAAGACUAUUACAAAUAAAUGACGCAAUGAAAUUUACAAAAGUGUUGAAUGUAUCGGUAUCAUCAUCUUCUUUAAAUAUAAUUAAUCUAUUUAUGUUUUCCAUCAUAUUUAAUUCUUCAAAAAACAAUGUGAGCGUGCAAUCGUUUUCGGCUCCAAUACCUUUGUUAAUGGGAGAUGUGUGUGGUACGGAGAAGGACGGUGAUGAGAUGGCACAUGGUAAUGUUCUCCUUGCUGAAAAUAAGAAUGAUGUAGAUGAUGAUAAUGAUGGUGAUAAUGACGAUAAUGAAGAUAAUAAUGAUGAUAAUAAUGAUGAUAAUAAUGAUGAUGAUAAUAAUGAUGAUAAUAAUGAUGAUAAUGAUGAUGAUAAUAAUGAUGAUAAUAAUGAUGAUAAUAAUGAUGAUAAUAAUGAUGAUAAUAAUGAUGAUAAUAAUGAUGAUAAAAAUGAUGAUGGUAAUAAUGUGAGUACCUAUCAUAAAGACCAUUGUGCUAAGAGUACCCUCGGGGAUGAAAAAUAUACCUUUGAUGAAUGUACAAGUAUAAACAAAGAAAUUGAUGAUAUAAAUCAUCAUUACAAUUUUGUAAAGAAAAAUUCAUUGAGUGAACCUUAUGAAAGUAUUGUAAAUAUUUUGAAAUAUAAACAAAGUGAAGAUAUGGAAAAAAUACCUAACAUGAAUAAUAAUGUGAAAGAUAAUGCGUAUGAUAAUGUGAAUGAUAAUGCGAAUGAUAAUGUGAAUAAUGUUCAUGUUAAUAAUAUUGCUCAUAUGAAUAUGAACACUUUUAAUAGUGAGAACCCCCAAUCCAUGGAACAUAUAAAUAAUUAUAAUAUGCCAUCAGAAGAUAUAAAUGAAAAUGGAGGUUUUGAAUAUUUAAAGAAAUAUAUAAAUAAUGAAGAAAACAAUUUAAUUAUGAGAAAUAAAUUAAAAGAAUUGUUACAUAAGAGGAAUGAGUAUUAUUUAGGGAAUAUGAAAAAUGAUGAUUAUGUAUCUGUUUCAACAUUAGGAAUAUCUAAUGAUGUGGAUAUAUUAACUAACCAAAAUAGUGAUAAAAUUAAUUAUAAAUAUGAUAUGAAUGAAUGUAAUAAAUCCUUAGAUCAUACAUCUUCUGUUGAAAAAAAAAAAAAAAAAAAUAUAAAUUGUGAUGAUAUAUAUGGUAAUAUAAAUAAAGAUAAUUUGUUGAGCUUUUCUAUGGGUGAAAUAAAAACUAGUGGGUUAUCAUUUGAUAAGGUUUUAUUUAGUCAUGAUAUAAAGAACAAGGAAGAAAAAGAAAAUAUUUAUAUGAAUGAUAAUAAUAUAUUGAACAAGAUGAAUAGAAAUAAUAUUAUGAGGAACAUAAAGGAUAAUAAUCAAAAUGACGAGGAACAAAAUUGUUUUACAGCAAAUAUGGGAACCUCAAAUGGUAAUGUGAAUGGUAGUAUGAAUGAUAAUAUAAAUGGUAAUAUAAAUGAUAAUAUAAACAAUAAUAUGAGUAAUAAUAGCAUUAGUGGGGUGAGUUCAGAAUUUUGGGAAAAAUUCAAUGAACAAUAUCCUAUAUGUGUAAAAAAGAGAAGCAGCAAAAUGAGACCCUUUAACGAUACCAAAGAUAUUGUUGACUUAAUAUUUUCUAGCAGUACAAAUGGUAAGGUUAAAGAGGAAGAGGAAAAAAUAGGAGAUGAAGAAAUGAAAAGUUGUCAGGUAAUAAAAAAUGUGGAGGAGGAAAAAGUAAGAGAUGAGGAAAUGAAAAGUUGUGAGGUAAUAAAAAAUGUGGAGGAGGAAAAAAUAAGAGAUGAGGAAAUGAAAAGUUGUAAGGUAAUAAAAAAUGUGGAGGAGGAAAAAAUAACAAGUUUUGAGGUAAACAAUGUGGAAGAGGAAGAUAUAAGAAAAAACCUUGAUCAUAAUAAAAAAAUAGAUAUCAUUAUGUCGAAUCAUGAAGAUACGUUAAAGAAAUAUAUGGAUUGUGAAGAAGAAGAUGUUGAAGAAGAGAACAAAUAUAAUGAUGAUAAUAUGUGUAACAAGAAUGUUUCUAUUUUAAGCUCAUUAGAAAAUGAGAAAUUGCUGGAAGGAAAAAAAAAGGAAAGUUUUAUUACAAACAUAUUAUUAAAUAAUAAAUAUGAUAAAAAUAAUUUGGGUGAUUUAAAAUAUACGAAUUACAAUGUUCAUAAUAUUCUUCAAAAUAAUCAUAUGUUGAGAAAUGGGGAAGGCAAUAAAAUUUUCCAUCAUGUAAGUGAACUAGAAGGAGAAGAACAUGUACAAAAUAAAGAUGAUCUUGUAAUAAAAACAAGUAUAAAUAUGGAUGAUACACAUAUGAAUAUUAAAAAAGAUGAAACAUUUGGGAAGAAAGAAAAAAAUUUAAAUUCAUUUUUACAAAAAUUAGGCUUCUUUAAAAAUUCAUAUCCUGUAACGGUAGACACCCUAUCGAACAACAGUGAUUUUAUUAAAAAUGAGAUACAUAAGGAUACAUCUUCAAUAAAAAAAUGUUCUGAUAUGGUAGAUGAGGAUACUACAUCUCAUUUGUUAUUAUUUAACAGGAUGAGUGAAAAAUGUAUGUGUGAUAAAGAAAUGGAGAAUGAAAAUGUGUAUGGAUUUUUGCAUAAUAAUGGUAUUGUGUAUAAUAAUAAGGUGGAUGGGAACAAGCAUGUGGUGGAUAAUAACAAUAAUAUGGUGGAUAAUAACAAUAAUAUGGUGGAUAAUAACAAUAAUAUGGUGGAUAAUAACAAUAAUAUGGUGAAUGAGAACAAUAAUAUGGUGAAUGAGAACAAUAAUAUGGUGAAUGAGAACAAUAAUAUACGUAGCGAAGAUGAAAUAAAAAAUAAGGAUAACAUAUUAGAUCAUGGUGAUGAUAAGAGAGAGGAUGAUAUCGAUUUACAUGAUAGAGAGGGCUCGUUAAAUAAAAAGGACAUCUUUGAAAAAGUAUAUAGAAAUAUAAAUAGAAAAGUAUCAGAAAUAAUAUUUGAAGAGUUGAGAAAUAUAAAUUGUGUAGAAAAGAACGAAAUAAGAAAUGAAAAAAGUUAUACAAAAAGUAAAGGAUUAAUAAAUAUUGAUAAAUAUAAUAAAGAAAGAGAAAAUUAUGAUAUGAAUACAUGUAUAUUUAAUGAACAUGAUAAAAGAUUGAUUGAAUAUAGCUGUUAUCGUAAUAGUAUUGAAUUAAAGAAAGAAGUAAAUAAAUAUCAUAAGAAAAUAAAUGAACUGAAUGAGGAAAUUAUAUAUAUGAAGAAUAUGCAACAGAAUUUAAAUAUAAAUAUGAUAAGUAUAAAUAAUAAUAUAAAUAAAAUAUAUGAAAUAAUAAAGAGUACUAAUGAUGUAAAAACCGAAAAAGAAAAUAUUUUGAAUGUGUGUGUAGGUAGUACAAAUAAUAUGGAUAAAAUAAAAGAUGAUUUCAAUAAUAUACAUGGAAUUAAAUUAGAUAAAUUAGGAAAUGAAAUAAUUAAUAUAAAAAAAUAUAUGAAUAAUAGUAUAAAUAAACUUAAUGACAAUUUGCUAAUUAUGUGUGAUGAGUUAAAAAUAUAUGGAGAUAAAAGUAUAAAGAGUGGUAAUGAAAGUUUAAAAAAAAUCCUUUUCCAAGAUAUAUGUAAUAAAUUAGAAGAAUAUAAAAAACAAAAGGAUUUACCAACUAAUCAUAGCAAUAAUGAUAAUAAUAAUAAUAAUAAUUAUAAUAUCUUAAAUUAUAAUAAAGAAGUUAUGGAUAUAUUUAAUAAAAAUCAUCAUAAUGCUCUCAAAAAAAUAAUGCCUUCUCUUAUAUCAUCUGAAAUACAAAUACAAUUUUCUAAAAGUGUUGUCCCUGGUAUGAGAGAAGCAUAUAAUACAGGAUUCCAAUCGAUAAAAGAAUCUUUUAAUUCAUUGAUAUCAGAUAAUAAAAAUUGGCUAGCUAAGGAAUUAUAUACUUUAGAAAAAAGUAUAUAUGAAAAAUGUGAACAAUAUAAUAAUGAUAUGUUAUUAGCUUUAAAUAAUAAGAUUGAAUUAUUACAAAAUGAUUUAAAAUUAGUAAUUUAUAAUAUAAAUGAAAAAAUGAACACUAUAUGUGAAGAAAUGAAUAAGGUUCCUAAGGAAUUAAAUGAUUGUAAUUCUUACCAGCAUAAAAGUAUAAUGGAUGAAAAAGAAACUAUGGAUAAUGAAAUUAACCUAAAUAGUGUAAAUAAUAAUAAUAAUAAUAAUAAUCAGAUGAUGAUCGUUGAAUAUAAUCAACAAGAUCCUUAUCAGGAACAUAUGCAUUCAUCUAGUACAAAUAGCAAUUAUCAAGUCAAUAAAAAUAAUGUUGUUAAAUCAAAAGUAGCCCUUACAAAUAUGAAACGUGUUAAAGAACCUUAUGCCCACUCAGGUAGUUUUGUAAAUUCGAAGGUAAACCAUAUGAACAUGAAUCAUGCUGUUACUAAUGUUAAUGAAAAGGGCAUUAUGUCUAAGGGUGUAAAAUCUUUAAGUGUUAUUCCGAAAGGUGUUGUUAGUUCAAAUAAGGGUGUCCAUGUGGUCCAUAUGAAUAAUGAAAUUAUAAAUAAUAAUAUGAAUGGUAAUGUGAAUAACAUUUUGAAUAAUCACAUGAAUGGUAAUAUGAAUAACAUUUUGAAUAAUCACAUGAAUGGUAAUAUGAAUAACAUUUUGAAUAAUCACAUGAAUGGUCGUGUGAGUACGAAUAUAAAUACAUAUAAUCAUAGUAAUAAUGUGAAUCCUCCCAAUACAAACGACCCAUCGGCAGAUAUUAUAAUAAAAGGAAAAAUUAAUCAUUUAUUAAGUGAACAAGAGUAUGAUCAAGCUUUUACAUUAGCAUUAUCUGUGGAUAUAGAAAAAAAUACAAACGCAUUUUGGAUACUACAAUUAUGUUGUAGAUAUCAUAGCAAUUUAUUAUCAGAAGAUCGUUUACCUAUAAGUCAGCCCGUAUUAUUAGGUAUAUGUAAAAUAUUAUGUGAGUCUUUAUUAAGAUCUAGCGAUUUAACUAUAGAAACAGUAGAUUUCCGAAUUAAGUGGAUAAGAGAAUGUUUAGAACAAUUAGAUAUACAUCAUCCUGAUUUUCUUAAAACUAAUGCAUCUGUGUUUAUACAAAAUAUGUUUAAUAACAUUUCUAACUUUUUAUAUGAUAUUGAAAAUUGUAUAAGAAAAAUGAAUGAAAAUAAUGAUAAUAUAAGGUCAAAAAAUAAAUUAAUGUUGCAUACUGAUAUAUUAAAUAAUGAGAGUAAUAUAUUAGCCUUUAAUGAAUUAGAUAAUCAAAAUAAAAAAUAUUCAAAAUAUAUCAAUAUACCAAAUUAUCACCCAUAUAAUAAAAACAUGCUUCUUAUCUUACAAGACAAGUUGGUACAGAUAAGCAAACUACUAAAGAGAAUAAUGAAUAGUUCGAAUAAGAAUAGUUCUGUGCAAUAA
Plasmodium reichenowi is the source of this 7008-nucleotide messenger RNA. RefSeq lists its product as hypothetical. Gene Ontology annotation, biological process: deadenylation-independent decapping of nuclear-transcribed mRNA. Bases 1 to 7008 code for a protein of 2335 amino acids. Lineage: Eukaryota; Apicomplexa; Aconoidasida; Haemosporida; Plasmodiidae. Gene Ontology annotation, cellular component: P-body. Gene Ontology annotation, molecular function: protein binding. The record is from RefSeq and is a predicted model, not a curated record. The transcript is spliced from 2 exons.